GCGCCCUCCGCCCACCGCGCCAGCCACGCCAUCCGCCGGGACUUCGAGCAGAGGGAGCCCUACAACUACCUCCAGGUGGCCUUCUUCCAGCUGAAGAAGCUGGAUCAGGCCGUGUCCGCCGCUCACACCUUCUUCGUCGCUAAUCCCCAGCACCUCCAAAUGCGGGAGGACAUAGAGAAGUACCGGCGCAUGUCAGGGGUGAAGUCAGACAACUUCCGGGACCUGGAGGCCACGCCGCACUGGGAAGCAUACGAGGCUGGGGUGCAGCACUACAAUGCAGAUGAGUACCUGCAGGCUGUGGCCAGGCUGGAGGAGUCACUCACAGAGGCGCUGUCAGCACUGGAAGAGUGUCGUGCCCUGUGUGAAGGGCCUUGGGAGGAUGAGGACGAUGAGGAGGAGGAGAUGCAACCUGGCCUGUACGAAGCCAUUGCAGCCCAUUAUAUUCAGGUUUUGAAGUGCAGACAGCAGUGUGUCCUUGAAAUUGCCACAAAGCCGGGGCGGAUUUCUGCCACGGAAGAUUUCAUACCAUCUCAUCUUGAUUUACUGCAGUUUGCCUACGAUCAAGUUGGGAACCAGGCACUGGCUGCUGAAUGUGCUGCUUCCUACUUGCUCUUCUAUCCCACGGAUGAGCCAAUGUUGGAGAAAAUGAAACAGUAUCGCACAGUACUGGGAGAGGACACAGCUGUCACAGCCAGAGAGAGUAUUCAACAUUAUGUGCAAAGAUCUUUGAUGGAGAAGAAGCUGAUUUAUUAUGCAGUGGAGCAUCUAGGAGGAACUUUUAAUGACCCUGAUCUUUGGACUCCAGAUGAGCUGAUUCCUGAAAACCUAAAGGAGAAACACAGAGAGGAUCAGGAGAAGCAAAAGCAGGAAACUUUGGAUGUGGAAGGGAGGAAGAAGAGGGCUUCCCCAGCUGAUGCUCUGGUUCCCCUGAAGCAUGUGAGGGGUGCAAGUGGCCCAGGUCUGCGAGGAGUGGGCACUUCUGGGGAACUGUCCUGUCUUCUCAGAGAAUGUCCUUUGCCUUUUGAGGGUAUUGCUGUCACGAUGGAUUCCCGCCAGAUGAAUGGAACCCAGAGGGUUGUGUUUGACGGAGUGCUGACGGAGUCUGAGUGUAAGGACCUCCUCCGGCUGACAAAGGCAGCAGGAGAAGCAGGAGAUGGCUACCGGGCAAGACGGUCGCCUCACACCCCACAUGAGAGAUUUGAAGGGUUAACCGUUUUGAAGGCCAUGCAGCUGGCCCAGAAUGGGGACGUGGACUGGAGAGAUGCCAAAUUGCUUCUGCAGACCAGUGAGAAAUCGCGGAAAAUCAUAGAGUCCUAUUUUACUCCUGGAAAGAAACUCCAUUUCUCAUUCACACACCUUGUGUGCCGCACAGCUGUGGACGAGGAACAGGAAGGUCGCAUGGAUCUUAGUCAUCCUGUCCAUGCUGAUAAUUGUCUCUUGGAUCCUGAGGGGCAAGAGUGCUGGAGAGAACCACCUGCCUAUGUGUACAGGGACUACAGUGGCAUUCUCUACCUCAAUGAUGACUUCCAAGGUGGGGGCCUUUUCUUUACUGAAAUGGACACUGUGACUGUCACAGCCGAGGUGCGUCCUAAGUGUGGGAGGCUGGUAGCCUUCAGCUCUGGCAAGGAGAACCCCCACGGCGUGUGGGCAGUGAGCCGCGGGAGGCGCUGCGCCAUUGCUCUCUGGUACACACACUCCCAGGAGCAUGCCGAGCAGGAGCGGGUGAAGGCAGAGGAGCUGAUGGAACAGAGGGCUGUGGAGCAGGACCGGCCUGAUGGAGAAGAACAUCAGGAGGCUGAUCACAGAGGCAGAUCCUCCUCAGAGCUUCCCUUUCCCAGCGGCGGAGCCAGGCCACAAGCCGCCGGCUCAGACAGGACGCAGCACCCCAAGGAGCUGCGGGCCAGAGAUGAAUUCUGAGUAUGCGAGGCCCCGGGGGCAGGACUGGCACACAACAUGGCCUGGCAGGUCUUGGUACUACCGGGACCUCAGUGGCCUGGAGCAGUGUAUUAGCAUGCUAGAGCCGUAGUGAUGGGGAGGGAUGCAGCUUUCUUCUCCGUGACAUCCCAGCAGCUGAAAAAUGGGAGCAAGGACAGAGUAUUAAAGUCAGUGACACCAGGAACUUUCUUCACUGCCUCACCAACAUGUUUGUGUGACUCAGAAGUAAGAAGGCAGGGUCUCCUCACCCCACUCCUCUCAGGGCCAGCUUCUUGGUCAUCCAGGGCCAAAUCCAAGAGGGGGAAGAGGAGCCUGGGGUCUUUCAGCAAGGGCUGUCUCACAUUCAGGAACUCAAAACAGAAGUCUCUGAAUUUCCUGGGCACCUGCAAACUCCAUAAACUCACAGUUGGUCUGAGAGAGGG
Messenger RNA from Pygoscelis adeliae (Adelie penguin), 2357 nucleotides. RefSeq names its product leprecan-like 2 (gene P3H3). The record is from RefSeq and is a predicted model, not a curated record. Gene Ontology annotation, molecular function: L-ascorbic acid binding; procollagen-proline 3-dioxygenase activity; protein binding. The transcript is spliced from 16 exons. The annotation marks the transcript as partial. NCBI's taxonomy places the organism in Eukaryota, Metazoa, Chordata, Aves, Sphenisciformes, Spheniscidae. Gene Ontology annotation, cellular component: endoplasmic reticulum. Gene Ontology annotation, biological process: collagen metabolic process.